Sabethes cyaneus is the source of this 2127-nucleotide messenger RNA. RefSeq names its product aldehyde dehydrogenase, dimeric NADP-preferring-like. Gene Ontology annotation, molecular function: aldehyde dehydrogenase (NAD+) activity. Bases 167 to 1651 code for a protein of 494 amino acids. Gene Ontology annotation, biological process: aldehyde metabolic process. The record is from RefSeq and is a predicted model, not a curated record. Gene Ontology annotation, cellular component: cytoplasm. The transcript has 10 exons. NCBI's taxonomy places the organism in Eukaryota, Metazoa, Arthropoda, Insecta, Diptera, Culicidae.
UUGUUCAGUGCGCAUGUUCCCGUUUCACUUUCAUAUUGUGCAGUGGUUGUGUUGUCGUGAUACAGUGUCAGCUUAAGGCAUAAAUGAGUGAAGGUUGAAUUUUGUGAAUUGUUUCGGACGAUAUUACUUAUUAGCAAGUUUUUUCGAAGAAAUAGACGAUAGCGCCAUGAGUUACGCAGAUGUAGUACAACAACUUCACACGACUUUCGCUAGUGGAAAGACCAGAGAUGUCGAAUUCAGAGAGAAGCAACUCAAAAACUUGUUGCGCAUGUACGAAGAGAAUUCAGCCGAAAUGGUCAGAGUGCUAGCUGCUGAUUUGAGGAAGCACAAACAGGAGGCUCAUGUACUGGAGAUUGAUUUUCUCAUAAACGACAUUCGAAACACCAUCUACAAUCUGCAAGAAUGGGUCAAACCGGAGAAACCGGAAAAAACUAUGGUCAAUAUCAUGGACGGAGUGUACAUCUACAAAGAUCCAUAUGGCGUAGUUUUGGUAAUCGGUGCUUGGAAUUAUCCGCUGCAAUUAACCCUUGUUCCAGUGGCGGCAGCAAUUGCGGCUGGAAACUGUGUACUUAUCAAACCAAGCGAAGUCGCGGCGACGACGUCUAAGUUCAUUGCAGAAACUAUUCCAAAGUAUUUAGACUCAGAUUGCUACAAGGUAAUAGAAGGUGGUGCCAAGGAGACAUCAGAACUGUUGAGGCAGAAAUUCGAUUACGUUUUCUACACCGGUUCCGGCAGAGUCGGAAAAAUAGUGCAUCAGGCAUGCAAUGAAAAUCUGACGCCUUGUACGCUUGAGCUGGGCGGCAAAAGUCCCUGUUAUAUUGACAGCACCGCAGAUAUUUCAAUCGCCACAAAGCGAAUUCUGUGGGGCAAAUUUAUCAAUGCCGGGCAGACUUGUAUCGCUCCUGACUAUCUGCUCUGCUCGAAGCAGGUGCAAAGAGAGUUUGUGGAAGAAGCGAAAAAAAUUUUAACCGAAUGGUACGGAAGCAACCCGAAGGACAGUCCCGAUCUGUGCAGGAUUAUUAACCAGCAGCAUUUCCAGCGUCUUAGUGCGAUGAUUAAAGGAGCAAAUGUGGCCAUUGGUGGAGAAAUGGAUUCACAGGAAAAGUAUAUCGCUCCAACGAUCCUGGUAGAUGUUAGUCCCAGUGACGCCGUAAUGCAAGAGGAAAUCUUCGGACCAAUUCUUCCGAUCAUCAACGUUGAGAAUGCUUAUGAUGCUAUCCGCUUUAUUAAUUCGAGACAAAAGGCACUCGCGUUGUAUAUCUUCAGCGAAAAUAAAAACGACAGAAAAGCGUUAAUUAAAGGUACUUCUAGCGGUGGAGUUUGUAUCAACGACACUAUGAUGCACGCAGCAGUUGAAACUUUACCGUUCGGAGGCGUCGGAUCGAGCGGAAUGGGGGCGUAUCACGGAAAAUACUCAUUCGACACGUUUGUCCAUAGGAAGUCGUGCCUGGCUAAGGAUUUUAAUAUGAUCGGCGAAAAACUGGCCUCUUCAAGAUACCCUCCGUACUCGGAUACAAAGCUUUCAUUCCUGACUACACUACUUAAGAAACGACAGGGAUUUUCCACCAAGUUUCUGCCUUAUGUAUUGAUGUUUGGAAUAGGAGUUGCUACUACACUCAUUGUGAGCUCAAUCGUGAAGGAUGACGAAUAAAGAGCUCAGAUACUGUUUCGGCUAACAGUAGGACACUGCAAUACAUUCAACUAAAAGAGACUGUGAAUCACUUUUGUUAGGACCAGAUUUUUGAACAGCGGAUACGGUGUCAUUUCUAUGCAACAUUUGUGAUAAAAUGCUCUUUAAGCUGAGAUUUUUAAAUGGGUAUAGGUGUCAAUUCAUAUUAUCUGCAUCCCUUAAUGAUAGCAAACCAAAAGCAAUGAUUUUAAUUGAGUUAUUGUUAGACGUUUAAGUUUUAACCGUUAUUUUAAGUAACAUAAUUACUUAACACUCGUAACGUAAGAGCGCUGCACUAUGGUCCAAUGGUACCUUGUUGGGUUGAGCGAAACAUUCAGAAAUCAGUUACAAAGAGAAACCGGGGCUUAUGAAAAAAUAAGCAUUUAUUUACUGUUGUGAAAAAUAUAUAAUUUGUAAAAAACACGCUUAUCUUUUAACAAAAUAAAAUCAAAUACAGU